Molecule: messenger RNA, 287 nt
Organism: Funneliformis mosseae
Lineage: Eukaryota; Fungi; Glomeromycota; Glomeromycetes; Glomerales; Glomeraceae
Source: the annotation of a GenBank genome assembly
AUGUGCAGAGGGUGCGAAAAAAAUCUCCCUUCUAACUCAUUUAUUGCCGAAAAUGAUGCAGAUAAUGAUCAAGUAGUAGUGGAUUUUCACGAUUUUUAUGACUUUUUUGCGCAUAAUUAUAACUUGUUUGAAUGUGCAAUCCACGAUAAAGAUGAACAAGAGAAUAGCGAAAAUUUAGAAUUUAAAGUUUCGUGUAUUGUGAAUGUUAAUAUUUUAGAAGGAAACCCCAAGGAUCAAGUUUACCGUAUUAUAGAAAUAAUUUCUGAUAUUGAUGAAUAUACUUGGAU